This is a messenger RNA of Daldinia caldariorum, 2151 nucleotides long. Its product is annotated as peptidase. The coding region runs from base 451 to 1959 and encodes 502 amino acids. Gene Ontology annotation, cellular component: fungal-type vacuole. Gene Ontology annotation, molecular function: metalloaminopeptidase activity; zinc ion binding. The record is from RefSeq and is a predicted model, not a curated record. The transcript is spliced from 3 exons. Lineage: Eukaryota; Fungi; Ascomycota; Sordariomycetes; Xylariales; Hypoxylaceae. Gene Ontology annotation, biological process: proteolysis.
ACCGGUAACACGACGGCAGGGCGGACAGGACGGGAUAACAGGAACUAAAACCGGUAGGUGGGUUGUCUGGUUGUGGGGAGAGAGAAAAGUAACUUUUCCCCCGGUAGAUCGCAUACCGUAUAUCUAAUAAAGACAUUUUUUAGCUUCAAGUUUAGACUAGCGUUAUACUAGUCACCUACCUACCUUUGUACCUACCUUUUUAUCUUAUACCUAUUCAUCCUUAUCUACAUAACUUAUGCUAGCUAUGCAGUCAUACCUAGCAUACCUAUCACCUGUACAAUGUCCCCACAUAUGUGAGGUCAGUUUAAAGUGAAGCUCGAACCGCAUAGGGCAGCUAAACAUCAACCUCGAAACCUAAAAAUUACUUCUUUUCCCAGGUACCUUUUAUACAAUACAUUUAUAUGAUACAUCAUUACCCAAAUAAACUAAAUAAACUAAAUACCCAAACGUAUGGCUUACAGAAUGGCACCUCCCAGGUCAGCUUUAGACUUCCUGGACUUUGUAAACGCCUCUCCUACACCAUAUCAUGCCGUUCAUAAUUCCAUCGAACGGCUAGCCAAAGCCGGUUUCGCUCCCGUAAGGGAACGUGAUAACUGGUCUUCCACCCUUCGACCAGGUGGGAAAUACUAUAUGACCCGAAAUGGUUCGACCAUUGUCGCGUUUGCCAUAGGUGCCAAAUGGAAGCCUGGAAACCCCAUUGCCAUGCUCGGUGCUCACACUGACUCUCCAUGUCUGCGCGUGAAGCCCGUGAGCAAGAAGAGCAGCGUUGGUUUCAUGCAGGUUGGCGUCGAAACCUAUGGCGGCGGCAUCUGGCAUAGCUGGUUCGACAGAGACUUGUCCAUUGCCGGCCGUGCGUUGGUUAAGGAUGGAAAGGGAAACUUCGUUCAAAAGCUUGUUAAAGUCGACCGCCCCAUUAUCCGCAUCCCCACCCUCGCUAUUCAUCUUGAUCGGUCAUCCGAGUUUAACCCUAAUAAGGAGACCGAGCUAUUCCCCAUUGCCGGCAUGGUGGCCGCUGAGCUGAACAGGGCGGGCAAGAGUGAAACCCCUAAGCCGACAGAAGCAAAGGAGGACCCCGAGGAAACUUUCCAGCCUCUUAAAGAAAUAACCGAUCGCCACCAUCCUUACAUUAUCGAGCUAAUUGCCGAGCACGCUGGGGUUCAAGUGGCUGAUGUAGUCGAUUUUGAAAUGGUCCUCUACGACGUCCAAAAAUCUUGCCUUGGUGGCUUGAACGAGGAAUUCAUCUACUCUGCCAGGCUAGACAACCUAAACAUGACAUACUGUAGCGUGAUGGGAUUAAUCAAUUCUGUUUCGUCUCGAAGCCUUGAUGAUGAGACCAGUAUUCGCCUAAUCACCUGCUUUGACCAUGAGGAGAUCGGCUCUACAUCGGCUCAAGGCGCUAAUUCGGAUUUGUUACCUGCAGUUGUCCGUCGACUAUCUAUCCUCGCUGGAAAGGGGCACGGGGACUCGGCAUCAGACAAGUCUUGGGAACAUAUUAGCUCGGACCCCGAGAUCGAUCUCUCGACUGCCUUUGAGCAGACGAUGGCGGCAUCUUUCUUGGUCUCGGCCGACAUGGCCCAUUCGGUCCAUCCUAAUUAUGUUGGAAAAUAUGAAUCCAACCACCAACCCGAGAUAAACAAAGGGGUUGUAAUUAAGAUCAAUGCAAACCAGCGCUAUGCCACGAACUCUCCUGGAAUUGUUUUGUUGCAAGAGGUCGCAAAGCGUGCGAGUGUACCUUUGCAGCUAUUCGUCGUAAGGAAUGACUCGUCUUGCGGCAGCACCAUCGGCCCUAUGCUGUCUGCUAAACUCGGUGUCCGGACAUUGGAUCUGGGUAAUCCUCAACUGAGUAUGCACAGUAUUCGUGAAACGGGGGGGACCUACGAUAUCGAGCACGCGAUUAAGCUCUUUGACGGAUAUCUAUCGGACUAUUCAGAUCUUGAGGCUAAAAUAUUUGUCGAUUAGGACGGAGGUAUGUCUCUUAUCACGUACCAUCCCUUCAAGCAGAGCACGCGAUGUAUAGUAACAUAAGAGCAAUGACAAGUAUAAACUAUAAACAGCGCUGGUGCCUGAGCAAAGACUAUACUCGGUAACUACAUCUCGGACUGAGAAAGUUGAAAGUGUUGGGUCGAUCAGAAAUAUAAUGUUCACUAACUA